Messenger RNA from Nematolebias whitei (Rio pearlfish), 1104 nucleotides. Its product is annotated as C3a anaphylatoxin chemotactic receptor-like. Gene Ontology annotation, cellular component: plasma membrane. Gene Ontology annotation, molecular function: complement receptor activity; G protein-coupled receptor activity. The coding region runs from base 1 to 1104 and encodes 367 amino acids. NCBI's taxonomy places the organism in Eukaryota, Metazoa, Chordata, Actinopteri, Cyprinodontiformes, Rivulidae. The transcript has a single exon. The record is from RefSeq and is a predicted model, not a curated record. Gene Ontology annotation, biological process: phospholipase C-activating G protein-coupled receptor signaling pathway; complement receptor mediated signaling pathway; positive regulation of cytosolic calcium ion concentration.
AUGACCGUAAAUGACUCAUCUGGACUGGAAGUGGCCAAAAGACACAUAGAGACGUUCUCCCUGGUCAUCUACUGUCUGAUAACUGUAGCUGGGACUCUUGGCAACGGGCUGGUCAUCUACGUGACAGGCUUCAAGAUGAAGAGAACAGUCAACUCAGUAUGGUUUCUCAACUUGGCCAUUGCAGACUUCCUCUUCACCACCUUCCUGAUUUUCACUACAGUCUCUCUCCAUUGGGAUGAGUGGCCUUUUGGAAAUUUCAUGUGCAAACUCAGCUCCUUGGUGAAUGUAAUCAACAUGUUUGCCAGUGUCUUUUUGCUCAUGGCCAUAAGUGUGGAUCGCUGCUUGUCCAUUUGGGUGGUAGUGUGGGCACAAAACAAGCGCACUGUCUGUAAAGCUCAGAUCAUCUGUGCUGUAAUCUGGGUGACUGCUGGCAUCUGCAGCACCCCCUAUGCUACUUUUCGUACAGUGGAACAAUUUAGCAGCUAUGAAUAUGAUGAUUAUGUUUAUGACAGUAAUAUUAGUAUGAAAAGUUAUUGCAUCUAUCCUUCCACUAUGGCUUCUGAAAGUCACUUUAGUUUGAUAAUUUUCCGCUUUGUUAUGGGCUUUCUCAUUCCAUUCCUGGUUAUACUUGUCUCUUAUGUGGCCAUAGCCAUCCGUGCCAGGCAUCUGCAGAGGACAAGAAGGCGGAGGUCUCACUGGAUUAUUGUCGCUGUCAUUUUAACAUUCUUCAUCUGCUGGUUGCCCUUUCAUAUUUUAAGUUUUAUAGAAUCAAAUGCGAAACAAGAUCUUCAGGUCAUUGUGAUUGUUGGAGGUCCUCUGACUGUGAGUUUGGCUUACAUGAACAGCUGCCUGAACCCCAUCCUCUACGUUUUUAUGUGUGACGAGUUCCAGAAGAAGAUUAAGCAGUCCAUUUGUUUGGUCCUGGAGAGUGCCCUGGCAGAGGACCGCAUGUCAUUUGCAUCUUCUCGCUCGUUGUCAUCAUGGGUUCCUCGAAAGUCAUCUACUGUUGUAGCUUUUGAGGGAAAAGAUGCUAACACUUCCACAGAAAGUAAGGCAGUCUACACUGAGAGAACACAGAGCAUGGAAGAAAACAUGAACAAAUAA